Molecule: messenger RNA, 4193 nt
Organism: Pseudovirgaria hyperparasitica
Lineage: Eukaryota; Fungi; Ascomycota; Dothideomycetes; Acrospermales; Acrospermaceae
Product: cytosolic regulator pianissimo
Exons: 2
Coding region: 442-4158 (1238 amino acids)
Biological process (GO): TORC2 signaling
Cellular component (GO): TORC2 complex
Source: RefSeq, a predicted model, not a curated record
UACCUACUAAAUUGUAUAUUGGAUAGAAGGAUUCCCAACUCACAUCUGACGCAUUCAUGUCCUGAUUCGGAGAGGCACAACCCUAUCUAAUUUCUGUCUUGCUUCCGCUAGGGAACCUUACCUAGAUAGAACAAUAUCCCCACUACUAUCCACCUUCACAACACGACCCUCCAACCUCACUACCUCAAUCCGACCGUUAUCGUACACUGCGUCGAAGAUCUCUAGUCCGCAACUGGAACUCUAAUCGCGCCCUCGUCCAUAACCUUGUUGAGGACCGUCGUCUUAUACGCGACUUGAAGUGCGCAUACCACUGCGAACCGUCCUCGCAACCAUCAAGCCAUUUUCACCUACAAUGACAACAAUGAGAUGGAUUCAUAACACAACUUGAGGAUUCGGUACUUAGGAAAAUUAUGUGGCUAGAAGAUCUACCACAAGAUACCCAUGACACCUCCGCCUCGGCCGCCGUUACCUGGCCGCUCCGUCUCAGGGCAGAGUGAUGAAGGAAACGGCAAUACCUUACUUGCGCCUACAAGAAUUGGUCGAGAUGGUCGUUCGUACUCUUCUGCUACUGCAUUGAGUCGAGGCCAAUCGUAUGCGACCACAGCGCCUCCGCCAGGGAGCUUCAGUUCCGACCUCAAAUCUACCUACACACGGAGCGAGACGCCUCGUCCAGAGCUCGGUUCCUUUUCAAAUCUCGGGGGUGUUGAAGAAGAUGGGAACCCAAAUUCAGAACAAAGACAAGCUGAGAUAAGAGACCAGAUAGAUAAGGAGACGAAAAUCAAAAUUGGUUCAGAGAAUUUGCUAGAAGCACUAAAUUCCAAGAGUGCGAAGCAAUCUAGGGAUCAGAAGCUAAGAGUGGAAGCAGAAUUGAAUUCAUCUAAUAGAAAGAUCCAACAAUUGAAUUUGUACCUACAAGAAGAGAUCCAACGCUCACGGGACGUACCCAAAGAGACCACAGGGAGACUUUCACAACUUUUCCGCACCGCUCCCGGGCGAUCGCCAUCGCGGCAAGAUGGCUCGGAUGACGAAGGAGAGACAUUCGAACCGGAGACCGAGUCACCUACGUUCGUCCUAUCUGAAAUUCUUCAAGCACUGGAAGCUGACGCUAUGCAACCUGAAUUCUACGUGGGACACGCGAAUGCACUUGUGGAGCUAUUUAAACGACACCCGACUCUCAAGUAUGAUUUGGCAUGGUCCAUAUUUGGUCUACGCAUGCAGACAAUGCUGUUGAGUGACAGCCGUGAAGUAGCUGCGGCUGGAUAUCGACUCAUACGAUAUGCUAUCACAGACCGCCGCUCCCUCCAAACAAUCCGGGCAUUACACACAGACUACCUGGUUAUCCUGUCGCUGGUCAAAGAGAGCAAAGCUAGUGUGGAACGAGAGCAAGCACUCAAAUUUGUACGGGCUUUCCUUGAUGUGAAAGAUGGUGUCCAGGAAAUAUCAAGAUCCAUAAUCCGGAUCAUUGUAGCGAUCGCCGAGCACAGUGAAGAUCGAUUGAGGAAUAUCUGCACAAUGACACUUGCUGAGAUACUUAUCAGAGAUCCCCCACUUCUUGUGUCAGCGGGCGGAAUCGGUGCGUUGACUGAUGCUCUUGGUGAGGGCAACUACUACGCCGCUGAGAGCAUUGCAGGGGCAUUCCUAUAUCUCCUCGAUGUACCGAACCGUCGCAGAUUUCUGACAUCCGGCUACGAGCUGGGUGGUCCGUUUGCCUCUUUCACGGACUCAAGCGCUUCACAAGCCCAUGGACACGAAGAGCGACUGAGAGCGAACGCCAAGGUUAUUGCUGCACUCUUCAAGAGUUGGCCCGGCCUGCUAACGCUCUGCAUGAACGAUUUUAUCACAAUCAAAUCCCUAGUUGCUGCCCUUUACAAUCCGACAGCUCACGUCAGAAAUGUUCUUCUAGAGGUAUUUUUCGAUAUCCUGCGCAUCAAGCCCCCCUCGUGGUCUUCCUCGUUUUUGGCUGGGAGACGACUUACAACCUAUGGUCGUGUUACGAACUUGAAAACCGACAAGGUCAAAAGCCAGAUCGACGCCGAAGACGAAACGACGAAGUGGAGCCUCGUAGAUCACUUUACGUCGCUCGUUCUAUCUGUACUUAUUCAUUCAGGUCUCAUACCGGCGCUCUUAUUCGCCGAAGAAGAUACUACUAAUAUGACUAUGAAGCGCAAAACCAGUCUUCUGCUUGGAGAAGUACUAAAAAUGGCCCACGAAAUGUUACCGCAGUCAUGGGGUGCCGACUUGCAGGUUCUUCCGGGACUCCUCCGAACAGCAGCAAAACUCGGCUUCGAAGAACGCUUUGUUGCAAGUGGAACGAUAUAUCAAGUGGAUAGCGUUAGCAGAACCUUGUAUCGUUCGAACCAAACUUCACUCCAUGCGAAGACGGGUACUCAUUCAGAGCAAGAGCAGAAGAAAUCUGAAAUGGUACCCCCUCAAAUAGCCCCGCAGGUCGAUGAGGGUCAAUUCCGUACACAGAUGCUUGAUACGCAAGUUUUGAACACUGUAAAUUAUGCAAAGUGGAAUUGGCCUCUCAUUCAGAUCAUCAUUGAUGGAGCAUUACUGAAUCCGAAGCGUCUCGACGAGGCCCUACGAAGUACGAAGUUUGUGCACCGUUUGCUAGGAUUCUAUCGACCGUUCAAAUACCGUUUCUCGGAUAUCAAGAAUACUAAACCAAAUCAAAGAUACGUUCGAGCUGGGUGUGCACUGAUCCGCACAUUACUACAAAACCCUGACGGGAUCAAGUAUCUCGCGGAAAGCAAGUUCAUUCGGCAGCUUGCUGAAUGUUUGUCACAGUUCGAUCGACUCAGUGGUAUAACUUCUGACGUACCGAUUUUCUCUGUAGAUCGCAUCAGUGAGACUUUGACUGGGGGAUAUUUUGCUAUGCUCGGUGCGCUUAGCAAAGAUCCUAAGGGCCUAUACAUCCUUGAACGGUGGAAGAUUAUUAACAUGUUCUAUCAUAUCAUAGAGCUCAGACGGCGUGACGAUCUGAUCAAAACCCUCUUGAGUCAUCUAGACUAUGAUCUUGAUGGUCAUCUACGCAUCAUCGUUUCGAAGGCUAUGACAUCUUGCUCGAAGGAUGCUCGGAUAUUCUCGACAAGGCUACUACGAAGAUAUGCCACCAAACCGAUUCAGAGUCCUGAUGUUCCCGGAGCAGGCACUGCGGAGUGGGCCAUUCGUUUGCUUGUCACCCAGCUUUACGACCCCGAGAUAGAGGUCUGCGAGGUUGCUAUCAAGAUAUUGGAAGAGGCAUGCAACGAGAAGCAUUCUCUGGAGUUUGUGGUGAAGUGCAGACCUGCUCUUGAUCAUCUUGGAGAAAUUGGUGCACCUCUUUUACUUCGAUUCCUCUCCACUUCCGUUGGCUACCACUAUUUGGAUGGUCUUGAUUAUAUAAGCAGAGAGAUGGAUGAUUGGUUUCUAGGACGAAACGACACAUAUGUCGCUCUCAUAGAAGCAAGCUUAGCACGGGCACUUGCCGACGUCCCCGAGAAAACGCAGCAGCAACAAGGAGGUUUUGAGGAGACCCUGGAGGCCCAAGACUACGGUCUGGUCCCUCCGCAUUUCUACCGCGAAUUGACACGUACUAAAGAGGGGUGCAAGCUUCUUGAACAAAAAGGUCACUUUGAUGAGUUCACAGCUACAAUACAGGACUUUGGCCUUGAAGACGAAGAUGCGGAAACGAUAAUUAAGGUCAAAGGCUCUCUCUGGGCUGUCGGCAAUGUUGGGUCUAUGGCACUUGGGGCUCCGUUUCUCGAAAAGUCAGAUGUCGUAAAAUGGAUUGUUCAAAUUGCGGAGAAGUCGCUAGUACUAUCACUCCGUGGCACAGCUUUCUUCGUCCUUGGCCUUAUUUCAAGGAGCUUACACGGGCAAGAGAUCCUGCUCGAGUGCGGUUGGGAUGGGGCAGUGAACGAGAUGGGCGAUUCACUCGGAUAUUGUAUCCCUUUGGAGUUCACGAAACUAUUCUCAGUCCAAUCCUGGUCAUCCACAGUACCUAGGUCUCGAGCAAGAACAACUGCACUUGAGCCAAGAGUAUCUGUGACUGAUAGUGAUCCAACCAACGCGCGGAUCUUGAAAUUAGCAACGGAUCUAGGCAAUACUGUCCUUGCCAAGAAGGCUGCUAACGAUCUUCAUAGGUCUGUCGAACAAGUUGUAUACAGAAUAUGAUCACUAAUAUGGUAUAGCAUCAAAGCAAAGAAGGC